AAUAAGUGUUGCUAGCAAACUACUUUAUAUAUUCAGCUGAACCUCCAAAACCCUCCCCCUCUCUAUCUCUAUCUCAGUCUCUCACACACAGACACACACAAAAACACAUGACUCGUUCGAUUAGAUUUCUCACCGUCGCCAAAUCAUCAUUAAGGUCGACGGCAACGGCGGAGCCUCCAGAAGCAGUCGCCGUCGAAUCCGACUUCGUCGUCAUCCUCGCCGCACUCCUGUGCGCCUUAAUAUGCGUGGUCGGCCUCAUCGCAGUAGCCCGCUGCGCCUGGCUCCGCCGCGGCGCCGCCGGAAGCGACGGCCCCGCCUCGCGGGCCUCGGCCAACAGGGGCCUCAAGAAGAAGAUUCUGCAGUCCCUGCCGAGAUUCACCUACGACUCCGCCUCGAACGGCAAGUUCGCCGCCGAGUGCGCGAUUUGCCUGACGGAGUACGCCGACGGCGACCAGAUCCGAGUGCUGCCGCAGUGCGGCCACGGCUUCCACGUCGGCUGCAUCGACACGUGGCUCGGCUCGCACUCUUCGUGCCCUUCCUGUCGUCAGAUUCUGGUCGGCGCGAGGUGUCCGAAGUGCGGCGAGUCUCCGGCGAUCUCCGGUGCCGGAGCUCAGGCCGAUACAGGAAUGAGAACCAGAGAAAAUGUCCCUUCGGUUGGUUUUUUACCAUAAUUAGAUUAACAAAAGGAUAAGUACGAGUUUUUAUUUUUAUUUUUAUUUAUUUUUAUUUUUGUAGGUAUCGAGUCGGUGACCUAUUGGACCGUACAAAUUCAUGUGAAAAUUGUGAAUUUUGUGCUUGUCUUUUAGUUGCUUAGGGCUCCAAAAGAGUUGGGACUGUUUAGUAAUAUAAAUAGGAUGCCAUGUGAUAUGAUUUUUGUACAUAUAAUUAUAUAUAUAUUCUGUGUUUCUAUAUUGUGAA
Molecule: messenger RNA, 918 nt
Organism: Cornus florida
Lineage: Eukaryota; Viridiplantae; Streptophyta; Magnoliopsida; Cornales; Cornaceae
Product: RING-H2 finger protein ATL8-like
Exons: 1
Coding region: 108-671 (187 amino acids)
Source: RefSeq, a predicted model, not a curated record